Messenger RNA from Salvia miltiorrhiza (redroot sage), 1899 nucleotides. RefSeq names its product UDP-glycosyltransferase 90A1-like. The transcript has a single exon. The record is from RefSeq and is a predicted model, not a curated record. The coding region runs from base 331 to 1776 and encodes 481 amino acids. Gene Ontology annotation, molecular function: UDP-glycosyltransferase activity. Lineage: Eukaryota; Viridiplantae; Streptophyta; Magnoliopsida; Lamiales; Lamiaceae.
UUAUAAUAACAUACUAGAAAAUAAUUAAAUAAGAACAUACCCAUUUUUGGCACAAGAACCGGGUAGCAAUAUUGCUACCUCAAUUUUUUGCUACCCCAUUUUUUAAAACCUCCACUAUGGCACUACCUCCAAAAAAGCCCACCAUAGUGGUUAGUGGAUGCUUAAGAGAAAAUAUUGCGUAGUGCAUGAAUCAAUUAUGUUGUCUGGAAAUAUUCAGCCCCCGACUCGAAUGCCUAGAUUAUGGGUUGGGAUCCUCAAACACAUUAAUAGACCCCAAACACAAAGAAAGCAAGAUUAAAACACACACACACACACACACAAACACACAAAAUGGAUCCUCUUUCUUCUUCCUCUUCCAGCUAUAAGCCUCACAUAGCUGUGUUUCCUUUCAUGUCAAAGGGCCACACCAUUCCUCUCCUCCACCUAGCACAGCUCCUCCUCGACCGCGGCCUUGCCACCGUAACCAUCUUCACCACCCCUGCAAACCAUCCAUUCAUAUCUCAAUCUCUCGCCGGAGCUCAUGUUUCCAUUGUCGACCUGCCAUUCCCUCACAACAUCCAAGGUGUCCCACCGGGAGCCGAGAGCACAGACAGGCUCCCAUCCAUGGCUCUCUUUAUACCAUUCGUUCGAGGCCUCGAGCUCAUGCAGCCUGCAUUCGAGCAAGAGCUAGAGAAGAUCCAUUCAAAAGUAACCUGCAUCAUAUCAGAUGGCUUCCUCUCAUGGACCCUCGAAUCAGCAUCGAGGUUUGGCAUACCGCGGCUUAGUUACUACGGCAUGAGCUACUAUUCCAUGGCAGUGAGUCGCGACGCAGCCUUCAGCGGCCUCAUGUCUUCACCUGAAACAGAUGAUGAGCCCUUCACGGUCAAAAGCUUUCCUUGGAUUCAGCUAACAAGGAAUGAUUUUGAUGAGCCGUUUAGUAGGCGGGAUCCGAGUGGUCCUCAUUUAGAUUUCAUCUUUAAGGCAGCCACAGCAACUGAAAAUAGCUAUGGCUUGCUGGCAAACAGCUUCUAUGAGCUCGAGCAACUAUUUGCUGACUACUGCAACCACAACUGCCGCGUGGGAACAUGGAGCAUCGGGCCCCUCUGCUUGGCGAAACUGCAGAAAAACAAAAUCUUACAGUCUGAGAAGCCUGGAUGGAUGCAUUGGCUCGACCAGAAGUUGGCCCAAGAACACCCAGUCCUCUACAUCGCAUUCGGGUCUCAAGCAAGCAUCUCACCAACACAGCUGCAAGAGAUAGCUCUUGGCUUGGAAGGGGCAGAGGUGAGCUUCUUAUGGGUGGUAAAGAAGAGAGACAUGGAACUACUAAGCGACGACUUUCAAUCCACGGUAAGUGAAAGAGGAAUCAUAGUAACAGAUUGGGUUAAUCAAGAAGAGAUUCUUGAGCAUCCAAUUGUACAGGGCUUCUUGUGUCACUGUGGCUGGAACUCGGUCUUGGACGGAAUAUGUGCAGGAGUUCCCAUUCUGGCGUGGCCGAUGAUGGCCGAGCAAGGUCUCAACGCAAAGAUGGUAGUCGAAGAGAUAAAAGUUGGUUUGAGGGUUGCUACAGUCGAUGGAAGAUCAAAAGGAUUCGUCACUGCAAACAACUUGAAGAGCGCAGUGAGAGAGCUAAUGGGCAGUGGAAAGGGAAAACAGUUAAGGGAGAGGGUGAAGGAGAUUGCUGAGGCCGCCAUGAAAGCUACGAGCGAAGGUGGCUCUUCAUGGAAUGCACUAAACAACCUCAUCAGCGAGAUACAGAGGGAGAAGGAAAUCAACAGUUCGAAGCUCAAGCACAGUUGAUAUCUGCGCAAAAUAAGCAUUGUAUUAAGAAUUAGAAAGUAGUACACUAACACAACAAUCCUAACUCCGGUCAAUAAUGUCAAGUAUGACACUUUAAAGAAUAAAACAGAGUAUUUCUUAGUC